CAACCAUAAAACCCAAAAACCGGUAGGAAAUUUUCUUUAUAAAUAUGGAUUUUCUACAUCUCCAUCAAACCCAUUUCGAUUUUCGUUUAAUAAACUUUAUAACUUCCCAAAUCUCAUUCCAAUUCCUUUGAAUCUCAUUAUCAUUUCAAAAUGGCCAUAAAGAAACGAAACCAAAAGAAACAAAAACAACCAAAUAAGGCCGAUAAGGCGGGAACCAGUCAAAAUCCGCACCCUCCUAUAAUUUUCGAAAUAGAUGAUGGCAAAGAUCAGGUAAUAAAUUCGCUUUCGAUGACCGUUCAAUCUUUGGAUAAUGAGUUGAAAGGGUCCCAAUCACAAGUCCAAGCGUUACAUGCCCAGAUUGAAGAAAUGAAGAAAGAAAACGGGAAAGUUGAGAAAGACAGAGAUGAGAUAAAGAGUGAAAAAGAUCGUCUAAUUGGGCUGAUUAGUGAACUGAGUGUUAAUCUUGAGGAGAUUAGUAAGUUUAACCCGGUAAUCGGGGAAUCGGUAUCAAAAGAAAACGAUUCUGAUAAGAAAUUGGAUGAGUUGAAUUUGAAAGUGGAUGAAAAAUUGCAAGGGUUUGAUAUGGAUCUGAGUCGUUUAAUGGAUGAAAUUCAUGGGCUGAAAAAUACACAAAUAUGUCUGUAAAAUAAGUUCAAUGAUCUGGUCUUUAUCCGGAGAACCACACAAGGAAUUAAUCCUUGAGAAGAAUGGGGAAUCAGCCAUGGAAAUUGUGAGUUCAGAUGAGGAGAAGCAGAAUGGACCGGAAUUAGAAAUCUGCAACAAAAUGGAGGAAUUAAGGGCUGAUGAUGGAGAAUGGCGAUUCACUUUUUUUUUUUUUUUUUUUUUUUUUUUUUUUUCUUUUUGGAAAAUUUAUAUUAAUAAUAAUAAUAUUAUUAUUAACUUUUUUAUAUUUGUCAGUUCCAAGAAACAUCACGCAGGGCAACCAAGGCGUGACCUACUCACUACAGGGUGGAGUGUAUUUGUCAGUUCCAAGAAGCUACUAGCUAGUGAUGCAUUUAAUAUUUUUACGGGGUGAAAAUGGAGAACUGCGUGUUGGAGUGAGGAGGUUGAUGAGGCAGCUAAACAAUAUGCCAUCUUCUGUUAUUUCUAGUCAUAGUAUGCACCUUGGUGUUCUUGCCACAGCCGCUCAUGCAAUUCAAACUAAGACCUUAUUUUCAGUUUUCUAUAAGCCGAGAUGAGGAGAAGCAGAAUGGACUGAAAUCAGAAGUCUGCAACAAAAUGGAGGAAUUAAGGGCUGAUAAUGGAGAAUCAGACAAUGGGUUAAAGAAGUGUUUACGGAUGAUUCUAUGUUUUGCGGUAUUAAUUCUGAUAGCUGUAUUUUUUUUUUAUUGUGCUUUUAACAUUCGUAAAUGGGAUGAAUUGUAAAAAUCAGCCAUGAAAAUGGUUAAAAAAUCAUAUACAUUUUGCAAGACUACAAAAAACAUAUUACUAGUGAAUAAAU
Amaranthus tricolor (Joseph's coat) is the source of this 1462-nucleotide messenger RNA. RefSeq lists its product as uncharacterized. The record is from RefSeq and is a predicted model, not a curated record. The coding region runs from base 151 to 645 and encodes 164 amino acids. The transcript has 3 exons. Lineage: Eukaryota; Viridiplantae; Streptophyta; Magnoliopsida; Caryophyllales; Amaranthaceae.